CUGGCAUAUCUAUGAGGUCCUCGGAUUGAGCUAUCAUAACAACGUAAUUCACAACUAACUGCCUCCCUAACGUCGCUCUUAGAUAGUUUGUACAUAUCAAUAGUUCCCAGCGGAUCGUAAGAAGUUGUCUUUAAGGAAAUUGACACUGCCACAGAACCACAUCCCGCACUGCCAUGUUCCUAACGCCUCCUGUCUCCAGAGAAAACUUCCACUACUCCAACGGCGAUUUCUAUGUUACCUCCUCCAACCAGAACCAGCACCGCCGCGCGACGAUCCCAGAGUUCCAGGCCCUCUUCCACCCUCUCCCUGGCCAGCCCCCGACGGCCAAGGACCCUCCUGCCCACUGGUACAAAGCGCAGUUGCUGCACUACGGUUUGCAGCCAUCGGACAACAAGGGCACAGCCGCGAAGAGGUUGCUGGAUGCGCUGAACCAGGGCAGGUUGGAGAUUCCUGUGAAUCUACAGCAGCUGGAGCGGGAUUUGAAGAAGGAAUGGGAUUCAAAUGAAAGGAAGGCGAGGAAGGAGCUUGCUGCUGCGGAGAAGGCGAAGAAGGCCAAGGAAGGAACAGUAAUGUCGAAGCAGACGGGGAAGGGGAUAAAGAGGAAGGCUGCUGAUGAUGGUCAGGAUAUUGCCGCUGCCAUUGUUUCUGCUGGGCUGAAAGGGAUCAAUGCAAAUACUGUGAAUAUCAAUUUUAAUCUUGGAGGCAGCAGCAGCAGCAAGGGGGCAUCAACAUCUUCUGCGAAAAGGGCCAAGAAAGAAAUGGAGAAUGAUAGUAACAAUGGAAAAGAACCCAAGAAGACCACUAAACGAAAAAGCACUGCUGCUGCUGCUGACAAUGAACCAAAGACUCCAGCCAGAAAGCUCCAGACCGCGAGGUGCACCGGUCGAGCAGGAUAUUCAGGCGUGCAGUCGGCUAGGUCUACAUCCAAAGCGGAAACGGAGCCAAAAACCACCAGUGACCAUGCUCCAGUCAGGAAACGCCAGACUGCGCGGCGUGGUCGAGGUGCAUAUCCGGGUAUCCAGUCAAGACCUACCACUACUGCUGCUGCUACCUCUGCUACCACUGAUGAUGCGCCAAAGCCCACAGCUAAGAAGCAGACUGCGAAAUGUUCCUCUCGAGGGGGACACUCAGGUGCACAGCCACGAUCUACAUCAGAGUCACAAGAUUUCUACUGGGGUAUGCGGGAGGAGUCUGAGGGCAUCGAAUAUCCAGCGGAUGACAGCCACUAUUGGCACCGUGAGGAGUCUGAGGGCAUCGAAUAUCCAGCGGAUGACAGCCACUAUUGGCACCGUGAGGAGUCUGAGGGCAUCGAAUAUCCAGCGGAUGACAGCCACUAUUGGCACCGUGAGGAGUCUGAGGGCAUCGAAUAUCCAGCGGAUGACAGCCACUAUUGGCACCGUGAGGAGUCUGAGGGCAUCAAGCAUCCAGCAGAUGGCAGCUACUAUUGGGACCGUGAGGAUUCGUAUUCCAAUGAUCCUUACUACUAUUAUUCCGACAAGGAUGUGGAGAUAGGGGAUGCUUGGUAGGCCGGGGACAACUGUUCAACAGAGGGCUGUGAAAAUACCAGGCUGCAGCCAGUGGCAUGACUAUGAAUCCUAUUAGGAUCUCGCCCACCUUCUGGGAGACCUCGAUUGGGUGCGCUUACUCAAAGGUAGCGGUGCAUCAGCAUGGCUGGACGACCUGAGAUCGUCUUCUUCCUUGCACCAAUGUAAACAGACUCCAGCUCCUCCUCCCUCUGUAUCAGUCUUACUGUGCAAGGCUCCCUGGAAAGAGUUCUGUUUUUCUCGGCGCUCAGGGCUGCUCGAGUUGAACCCCAGGUUCACUCGUAUGAUUGGCGUACAUUAGGUACAUCCGGACUAUUUCCUCUUUCAAUUUUUGCCUACAAGACCGAAUCCAAAGACUGCAUGAAGCCUUAGGCCAAGAACUCACUAUUAGCUUAUA
Paecilomyces variotii is the source of this 1941-nucleotide messenger RNA. RefSeq lists its product as hypothetical. Lineage: Eukaryota; Fungi; Ascomycota; Eurotiomycetes; Eurotiales; Thermoascaceae. Bases 174 to 1526 code for a protein of 450 amino acids. The transcript has a single exon. The record is from RefSeq and is a predicted model, not a curated record.